CCUGUCAUAUCUUGGUCAUAUCUUCCCAUCUCUUUCUCGUCGAUUAUCUUUGUCGACGAUUCCCUUUGUCUCCAAGUCUCCCUGUCCUCUGGUCUUGUUUUGGUAUCAAGUCUCACCUGGUCAAUAUACCUCUCAUUGUAUCUAUUGGCUCUCUCUUGUACUAAAAUUUACACCAUCUCUCUUGGCCAAAAUACCGACAGAAUGCCCGUCCCUUUGCGGGCCAAUGCUAAUCUUCGAGCUGAAGCCAAGUACAACGUUGUCACCGAAUUCCCCAACUACGAUUUGCAUUCAGCUGCAGCUUCAGGAAAUCAAGGUCUUGCCGAAUAUGCACUGGCCCGCGGUCAACCAGUAAAUUCAGUGGUAGAUGGUGUACUUCCUUUACAUGCUGCCUGCGCCGGAGGCCACGAACAGGUAGUCAAAUUGUUGCUUGACCAUGGGGCAGACGUGAACGCGGCCAGAUUGCCACGACGUUACUCCAAUGAGAAGAAUCGGGAUUCCUCUGCGCCUAUUGUAGGCACAACUGGUUCUACACCUCUACAUUUUGCGGCAGCCAACGGCAACAAGAAUGUCAUAAUCACCUUGUUAAUGCGAGGCGCGCACGCAGAUCGUCGCGAUAAACACGGAAUCACUCCCGCUAUGCUGGCCGAGCAGUAUGGUUGGCUCGAGUGCGCUGAUGUUCUUAACAAUUGGGUCAAGGACAAGGACCGUGAUCUAAGAGAACGUGUACAGCCAGAUGAGGGUAUUUCCAUGGCUCUGUCUGUAGCGCAGGCUCCUUCUGGUAGCGAGGACGAUAUCAAGCCGAACACGAGGAAGCAUAUACAGGUCAAACGGUCAAUUGACACUGCUCUCAAUAUACUCAAGGCUGGUUCAACUUCCACACCCUCUUCCAAGCUUGCAUUGAGUUCUACGUCAUCUUUUACAAACAACGCUCGCACUACCUCACCUAUUUCUCCAACCAUCGCUCGUCGUGACUUCUCACCUUCUCCAUCAGAAGAUGGACGCUUUAGCCCAAGCCCGAGCCCUAUCAACCAAGAGUCUCGAAGACCAUCACUUCCUCACAUAUUUCAAACGCCUUCCAGCUCCUCACAGCGGUCGCAGAAACCUGCGACGCUCACUAAACCUAGGAAUUCACGUAGACCCCGUUCUGCUGGUACUGACGCUGAGCAGGAUCCUGAUCCUGAUGGAAGUGGCACUGGGUUCGGCCGAGGAAGUACCGGAAAAAAACUAGGGACCAAAUAUUCCUUGUUGAAUCUUUUCAAGAAAGGCAACGAAUCAGGAGGCGUUCCGCUAGAGAGGACUGCCUCGUAUCAGAGCUCUGCGUCUAUUCCAUCGCCUAGCCCAAAUUCGUCCAAGUUCACAGCUAUUCUUUCAAGUUCCCCACAACUGAAUGCAUCUCCGCUGAACGAAAAUGGCCCUCUUCCUGCUGUUGGAUUUCGGUUUGGUGGGUCAAGUUCUUCACACACGCGGACGUCUCCAUCGACAUCAUCAUUAUUCCAUCAGCAGACGUACACUCCUCCUCGUCCUUCGGUCCCACUUGCUGCUGAUUUGCAUCACGGCAUCACCGCUCAACAUCAUCGUUAUUCUAAUCGAGACCGAUCGGGUUCUUCGGGGAGCGCUGCGCGCUAUGAACCUCCAACGGGCCUAGGAAUUUCCUUUGACGAGGCCGAUGGCGAGACUGCCGCCAGUUUCAAUAAGCUUUCGACUAGACGCUUUCGACCUUCUGAUAUUGAACAACAUCGGGAUAGGUCAGGCUCAAAUGCGAGCAAUCGUAAUGGCACUAUAUUUGACGACGAAAUCAUAAUUUCUACUGGUCCGAACAACGGCAGCUCCGGAAACAUAUCUACAACCGAAAGCAUCAUUGGAGGAACCAGCAAGAAUAAUUCUCGACCCAGUAUACUGCGGGGUCAUAACCGGACUUCUUCGUCAAGUCAACCACGUGCACUGAGGUUCGAUUCAUCUACUUCUGGGAGCGGUGUGGUCCCACGAAGAGAAAGCGACGCGCAACCUCCGAGGACUGUCAAUAUACCUCUUCGAGGAUGCAUCAGUGCCGGAUCUCUGAACCGAUUUCAGAAUGAACGAAAUGGUUCACCUAGACUACAACCUAUGGCUUUAGAAAAGGAAAAGGAGCAGCCAUGGAAAGCUCGUGUUCCAGAUUCCGCCCCCGCCAACAUCGGUGAUUUCGACUUUACGGUCACUGAGGAAAACGAAUAUGGACAUCCCAUCCAGCCGUCUAUUGCAGCGCGCCUCGGGAUUCAGACUCGCAACCGGGGUUCGUCAUUCACCUCUUCCGAGUCAUCCCUGUCGCCUGCACUUUCAGCAGGAGAUGAGCCCACAUCAACAGUUGCAUUGCAUGCCGACUUUCCGUUUAGCCUUGACGCGCCUCCGCCAAUCGAUGAAGUGGACGGUGUGGCGCCUCCCCAGGUGCAAUUAUCACCUCCACCUGUUGAUUCUCGAAUGAGAGGUGACAGUGUCAGUAGCACGAGUACGGCUGAUAGUGGAUUAAACCCGAGCUUGAGUGCGAGUGCCACCACUAGUGGAAGUGGGAGAAGCGGCACAAUACCAACUCCUAUGGUUUCGCCAGAAGGCGGUUCAUAUUUGAAUUUAUCGAGUGCAGAUUCUAGACCAAGGAGCAAUAACGAAAAAAUCAAUGUGCCCGAAGUUUCUUACGAUGAUUAUCUGGAAGCGGGUCCCGCACAAGGUGUGGCGGUUAUUGGCAUAAAUGAACGUCGCGGGAAUACGGCAUUAGAGAACAUCGACGUCAAUAUCGUUUCUUCGCAUGCCCAAGCUGAGGCACUGGUACAACGUACACAACAGGAUAUUCUUUCUGCCCAUGCAGAUGGACACAGUUCAAGCACUGAUUCAAUGCCUUUAAGUGCUAGAUUAGCUGCACUUGGUGAAAGUCUCGAGUUAGAGAGAAGAUUGAGGGAGAAGAAGCAGGCAGAAGAGGUCAAGGCACAGGUUACAGCUGAGUUGUUGGAAGACAGUACUAGUUCGACAGCACGAACGGAAAUUCUUCGUCAGUGUAGCCUUGAUCAAUUGUCGGGAUCAGUCUCGUCUUCUCAACAAAUUCGACGGCCUCACGCAAAUAGUGAGGCCUCGCGAAUUGCAACGGUCAAUGAUAUUGAUAGUGCACGAAUAGACCGAACUAAACUCACACAUCAUCCUUCACUCUCGGCAUCUGUCGUUGAGGCUUCCGUUUCGUCACCAACGUUUGAUUCCGAUGUCGAUAGUCCCUCGAUUCAGUCCAAAUUCUUUGAUCGUAGGGCAAAUCAUUCUCGGACACCCGAUCUCGAAAACGACCUGAGCCGCAUAAGCUCUUUGGAAGGAUUCGAUGUGGAUACUGAGCUGGGACCCUCUUUGUUCCGCGUGUCCACAGCGCCCAACUCGAGCUUUUCGACUCGCGACAAACGGGAGCGGGAGUUGGCUAGUAACACUAAAUUAACUCGCAUGGGAUUUUCACCCAGUGAGAAUGCGCGCGCACCGUCGAAACGGUUCGGGGGACUCAAGUCUUUGAUGCAGUCGCUCAAGGGUAGCAAGUAAUGCUGAAUAUUUUCUUCUUGUGUGCAUUGUUGUACCUCUCUCUUUUCUCUUGCAUUAAAGUUUACUUUCCUCUGCUCUGAACUGCAUUGUCGUCGUCGCUUUCAUUAUUCUUAUUUUGCUUCUUUGUUGUUCAUUUGUAUACUACACGCACUUCUUUGCACUAUAUCAUCUUGUCUUGUUGUUUCUGCACUUCGUGUAUGUAUGUACAUGUACUCCAAACAAGAGGCUUUCUUGUCGAAUUCUAUGUAUACCUUUUCGGUCGUCAA
Lentinula edodes (shiitake mushroom) is the source of this 3806-nucleotide messenger RNA. RefSeq lists its product as uncharacterized. Lineage: Eukaryota; Fungi; Basidiomycota; Agaricomycetes; Agaricales; Omphalotaceae. Gene Ontology annotation, molecular function: protein binding. The transcript has 4 exons. Bases 202 to 3540 code for a protein of 1112 amino acids. The record is from RefSeq and is a predicted model, not a curated record.